GCAUAAAUUCGGUUCAGUCAGUGCCAAUUUGAGUUUGCUGGGAGUUUCGCGGGCUGCUGUAUUUAAAGAAUACUUUCUCCCGUGAAGAAAAACAGCCAAAACAAGAUGCCAGGAGAGAGACUGUCAAUCCGAGAUAACUCUGCUGUCGGCCGGUUCCACGGUGUUUCUGCCAGCAAUGGCCAGGCCGUCCCAGAGAGACAAAGCGAGUCCAAAAUGAAGAAAGAAGAGAGCGGAUGCCGGCGUUGGUUUCGGAGGGCCUGUCCGUGUUGCUUCCGGCGUCAGAACAGCUCGAUUGAUGUGACCUGUGACACUGACGGUGUGACUACUGGGGGCGGAGAGAAUGAAGAGCCCAAGUCUCCGAUGACUGUCACUGGAGAUACAGAGCUGGACGAGUUGACUCUAGCAGUGCGCUCUGUGGAUCUGCUCAGUCGGAAAUCCGAUCGGAACAAGACGGAGCAUCACACGGAUCAAUACCACAGCGACCAGCUCAUCGUCCGCAGAGGCCAGACUUUCCAAAUAGAACUCGACCUCUCACGAACUUUCAACCCAAACACAGAUAAACUUCACUUGGAACUGAAGACAGGGCCGCUCCCGCAGGUGUCGAAGAAGACACACGUCAUCAUACCGCUGGUGGACGAGCUCCAGGAUGAACGCUGGGAGGCCAAGAUUGUGGAGCAGAAUAUCAACCGGGUCAAGCUGUCCGUCAACUCCCCCGUCACCGCUGUUAUCGGGAAGUACAAGCUGACCAUCACAACGCAAUGCCUGAAGACGAGCGAAACUACCACGUUUGACUCCGACAAAGACAUUUAUAUGCUCUUCAAUCCCUGGUGUGAAGAUGACACAGUGUACAUGGAGAGUGAGAAAGAGCUGAAGGAGUAUGUCUUAAAUGACACUGGAAGGAUCUACUAUGGCACUGAGAAGCAGAUCGGAGCUCGUACAUGGAACUUCGGCCAGUUUGAUGAAGGAAUUCUGGAGGCCUGUCUGUUUGUGCUGGAUAACAGCGAGGUUCCUCCAUCGGGCAGAGGAGAUCCGGUCAGUGUGGUCCGAGUCAUUUCUGCCAUGGUGAAUUCCCCGGAUGACCGUGGCGUGCUGGAGGGAAACUGGUCUGGGAAUUACACGGGUGGGACGUCUCCCACGGCCUGGAGUGGAAGUGUUGAAAUCCUCAGGCAAUACCACAAAGAAGGAGGAACGCCAGUCAAAUACGGCCAGUGCUGGGUGUUUUCUGGGGUCACGACCACAGUAUUGAGAUGUCUAGGUAUUCCGACCCGCUCCGUGACUAAUUUCCAGUCUGCCCAUGAUACGGAUGUGUCCUUGACAACAGAUGUGUAUUUUGAUGAGAACAUGGAGCCAAUCCAUCAUCUCAACUCGGACUCUGUAUGGAACUUCCAUGUGUGGAACGAUUGCUGGAUGGCCCGUCCGGAUCUGCCUCCAGGUUUGGGCGGCUGGCAGGCCGUGGACUCCACACCCCAGGAGACCAGUCACGGGACGUUCCGCUGUGGCCCGGCGUCACUUGCCGCUGUCCGCUCUGGACAGGUGUACCUUAAAUUCGACACACCUUUCGUCUUCGCUGAGGUGAACAGUGAUAAGAUCUACUGGCAGAGGAACCUGGAUGGCACCUUCAGUCAGAUCCACAGUGAGAAGAAAGCAGUCGGUCACUGCAUCAGCACUAAGGCGGUGGGCUCCGACGAGCGUGUCGACAUCACACACCUUUACAAAUAUCCUGAAGACUCGGAGGAGGAGCGUAUCGCAGUGGAAACCGCCUGUCGCUAUGGCAGUAAACCCGACGUCUACUCCAGUCCCAUUGCUGAGGACGUGCGGGUGGAGGUGAUGAUGGACGGAGAAGGUCCACGCAUGGGAGGAGACGCUCAGCUGAAGAUCGUGGUGAAGAACACCAGCUCUCAGCCGCGCAGAACCACCCUCCACAGCCAGGUGGCAGUCAUGUACUACACCGGCGUGCUGAAGGACACUGUGAAGAAGGACACGCUUAAUGUGGAGCUCAAGCCACAGGAAGAGAAGGUCAUUGACUGGGUGCUGCCAUACACACAGUAUCAGAAUCAGCUGGUGGACCAGGCCGCGCUCAUGCUGACCCUGUCGGGACGGGUCAGUGAGACCCAGCAGGUUUUGGCCAAUCAGACCAGCUUUAGGCUCCGAACACCUGAUCUCAACAUUGAGCCUAUAGGAGAGGCUUAUGUGGGCAAGGAGAUGUCCGCGAAGAUCACCUUCACAAAUCCUCUGCCUUGUGCUCUCCGUAAUGUGGUUAUCCGAGUGGAAGGACUGGGACUGAGAGACCUCCAUCCCAUCAAAAUCGGUGAUGUGAGUAAACAUGCCAAUGUGACGGUGACGGAGCACUUCAUCCCCACGAUAGCAGGCAAGAGGAAGCUGGUGGCGUCUCUGGACUGCAGACAGCUGUCACAGGUGCACGGCGUGGCCGACAUCGACGUUCACGAGAGCCAGUGAAUUCAGUCUGCUCUUCGGACUUCACAGUAUUAUAUCUGCAUUAUAACGGCACAAACCGUUUUUAUGUAGUUUACGCUGAGCCGUAUGGUUAAUCUUAAAGAAAUAACCCUCUUUUUCACAUACAAGCGUUCCUACUGUACGUCCAUAAUUUGAAGUUUGUUUUUAUUUCAUUUUAGACAUUAUUUAUUUAAAAAAAGGCAUUUGCUAUACUGUGUGAAUUAACUGUUGUUAGGUUUAGUUGAUCAAAUGUUUCUCUUCACCACUAUAAAAAGAAAGCUCUUAUAUAUUAACAUAUGGUUAUUAAAAUUGUAUUUAUUUUAUUCAUCUAAUAUAUAUAUAUUAUUGUGGAUACACACAUGUAGCCUAUGCAUUUAAUUUCUAAGCACCUGUACUAACUUAUAUUGAAUACUGUUCGCAAUAAUGACUAUUAUGGAUUAAUUUAAUGUGUCUUCCAGGAAAUGAUUAACAUUAAUAUUGAAUUAAUAUUGAGUUACAUUGGACUGAUGCAAAAUUCUGUUGCAUCGUCACUUAAUUUUGCUGUUAUAAAGACUAUAAACUAACACUAUGCCUGUGCAGUUCAACUAUGAAAGCAUAUGAAGUAGGGUGUGCGAUCUAUAUUAUCUAUGAUAACAAUAUAUUUGAGAUUAUCAAGUAUAUUGCAAAAACACACCCAGAAAGUGCACACAUACACUGAGAUGCAGGUUAGACUACUUCACAAGCACAUGUUAAACGGUGUGAUUUAUUCUAUUAAAAUACAUUUCGAAUUUCCCCAAAAUUCAAGUCAAAGGGGCAAAUAUGACUUUUACAUGUCUUUUAUAUUUAUAUUAGCUGAUACAGUUAAUAUCACAAGGAGUACUUUUUUCUCUCCAAAUAUCAGUACGAUUACAAAUGUUACAUUGAUUUUAUAAAACAGUCCAAUAAAUUAGAAGUUACAGUAAUAUUAAUUGAAGGUGUUUGCUCUAUUUCGUCAAUGAAAAUAUAUUUUUUUGUCUCUGAGCAAAGCAACAGUGAUUUUUUUUCUCUUUUUUUCCUGAAUUUAUCAGCAGUUUUAAUGAAUCGGUUGAAUGAAUGACUCUCUCAUGCAGUGAUUUAAGGUGUAGAUUUAAAGUAUAUUUUCCCUUUCCUCCAGAAUCAUUUCAGAUAUGAACAACUAACAUUCUGUUUACAUUAAACAUUAUUUAUGCAUUUGUAACUGCGGGUGAAAUGCAUUCAUGUCCUGUAUUAAAGAUUCUGUGUAAAUGCAUCUAAAUGCCACUUUAGAUGCAGAUUCUGUGCCUUGCAUUGCAACACAAAUUUUGUUGAUAUGGAUUUCAUUUGAUUGUAGUGUUUUAUCAUUUGAAUUUGUUGAUUAAAUGUAAGAAUUUGACACAAAGGAUUAUGCAUACAUUUAAUAAGGUUAGAAAUCAAUGUAAACUUAUUGGAAAAGUAAAUUUCUUGCAGACUAACCACCUAACAGAAUAUGAAGCUUUGGGGGUUCUGUGUCCACAGCAGUCCUAAACCUGCCAGAAUACCAGCACAAUAACAUGCUCAGCAAAACAUUGUCUAAUUAUCGAUAUCGACAAAAUUCCAGAAAAUAUUGGGAUUUUUUUGUCAUUAUCGCACACCCCUAAUUUUCACGAUACACUCACACUUUAAGGCAUAUUAGGUUUUUAUGAAGGAGAUAAAAGUAGUUACAUGUUUGAAUUAGGUAUGUUUUAAUAGCAUUUUAUUAACACCAUAUUCUGUUUUCUGUGGGAGUUUUUUUUUUUUUUGACAAUGUUUCUUUCGCCUGCUUUUUUCACUCCCUUGUGUUUGAAUUUGAACUUAUGUCAUCUGUGAUUAAAUGGAUUCAUUUUCAUAUCAAUUGAUUCAUACAUGGAUAGUGUUGAAUGUGUAUGUAUAUAUAUAAUUCUUUUCUGCAUUGCACCCCUGCUUCAUCUUGUUUCCUAUUCUGGCUUGAAUAAAUAAAUAUGUUCGUAAUGUCAUA
Messenger RNA from Carassius gibelio (silver crucian carp), 4423 nucleotides. It is a transcript of the gene tgm1l1, whose product is annotated as transglutaminase 1 like 1. The record is from RefSeq and is a predicted model, not a curated record. Lineage: Eukaryota; Metazoa; Chordata; Actinopteri; Cypriniformes; Cyprinidae. The transcript is spliced from 14 exons. Gene Ontology annotation, molecular function: protein-glutamine gamma-glutamyltransferase activity. Gene Ontology annotation, biological process: peptide cross-linking. Bases 106 to 2457 code for a protein of 783 amino acids.